UAGAGCUUAGAGCUACAGGGGAAACAGCCACAAAAAAGUAGAACGGUGAAUAGUUUUAUGUUGUUUCAUUUUUCGUUAUCGUUCUCGCGAAUAGGAUUAUUACGCGUCAGAAACAACUGACAUGGCAGAGUUGUUACUGGAUCCAAAUAUCCGAGGUUGGGUAUUCUUACCUAUAGUAGUGAUCACGUUUCUAGUUGGUAUAAUUCGCCACUAUGUUUCGAUAUUGCUUGCUUCGCAAAAGAAGGUCGAGCUUCAUCAAGUACAAGAUAGCCAAGUCAUGAUACGCUCAAGAUUGCUCCGAGAGAAUGGACAGUAUAUACCGAAAGUAGGUUUUAUGACUAGGAGACAUUUUUUUAACAACGAUGAGACUGGUUAUUUUAAGACUCAGAAGCGUCCUCCUGUCUCUCAAAAUCCUAUGACCGAUCCAAAUAUGAUGACUGAAAUGCUGAAGGGAAAUGUGACUAAUGUCUUGCCUAUGGUACUAAUCGGUGGUUGGAUCAAUUGGAUGUUCUCUGGAUUUGUGACAACUAAAGUGCCAUUUCCAUUAACCCUACGUUUCAAGCCAAUGUUGCAACGGGGUAUAGAAUUAGUUACGCUGGAUGCUGCAUGGGUUUCUUCUGCCUCAUGGUAUUUCCUCAAUGUAUUUGGACUAAGGUCCAUUUAUACACUUGUACUUGGUGAAAAUAAUGCUGCAGAUACUACAAGAGUAGUACAAGAUCAAGUAUCAGGAGCUGCAAUGUCUAUGCCACCUGAUCCAAAAGCAGCAUUCAAGUCUGAAUGGGAAGCAUUGGAAAUUUGUGAACAUAAUUGGGCAUUACAAGGAGUAGAUAUUGAGCUCAUGGGUAUCCAAUCAAAAAUGGACCUAACUGAUAAUAUAUAUCAUCAAGGCAAAGCAAAUUGAUAUUUAAU
Molecule: messenger RNA, 909 nt
Organism: Trachymyrmex cornetzi
Lineage: Eukaryota; Metazoa; Arthropoda; Insecta; Hymenoptera; Formicidae
Gene: EMC3
Product: ER membrane protein complex subunit 3
Exons: 3
Coding region: 122-901 (259 amino acids)
Biological process (GO): protein folding in endoplasmic reticulum
Cellular component (GO): membrane; EMC complex
Source: RefSeq, a predicted model, not a curated record